AGAGAAGGCACUGAGGAACGGAAAGAAGCCGGAAAGAAGACACUCUCCAUUCUCCCGGGAACGUAGGAAGCAUCUUGCUUCAGAGCCGGGAUUGCGAAGGACACAGGGUUGGUUGGCAGCCAGGACUGUGACCUUGGAGCACUCUUAGGAGGUGGGGCAAUGCCUGGACCCUGCUCAGAGGGCUUUGUUCGGAGAUUGGAUGUUGUCGAAUUGCAGCAGUCUCUUCGCUGUCUGUGGCACUGGGAUUAAAGGCGUGUGCCACCACCUCGAAGCCAGUCUCUUUAUCUUGAUCUUAUGGCUCUGGAUUCAGUAAGACUGUUCAACAAGAGUUCCAGUCUUUUCUCCUGAGACAGAAAGUCAGAGAAGAGUGACAGAGAGAAAUGGCUGCUUCUCCAGUAAAUGUGCCCCAGGGUCUGUUGACAUUUAGGGAUGUGACUGUGGACUUCUCCCAGGAGGAGUGGGAAUGCCUGGACUCAGCUCAGAGGGCUUUGUACAUGGAUGUGAUAGUGGAGAAUUACAGCAAUCUAGUCUUUGUAGAGAACCAUCGUAUAAGUGGAAAAUAUGAAAAAAUCCUCUAUCAAGGUACAAAGAAUAUUGUCCAUCACCAUAUGAAUAUCCAAGAGAAGUCUUACAAAUGUAAUGAGUUUGGCAAAAUAGUUCAUGAAUCCUCCCAGUGUACACCAUAUGACUCACGUGAUACUGCAGAAAACUGCAGUAAGUGCAGAUAUGGUAAUCACAAGAAUGCUUCUGUUGAGUCUUCAACCAUAAGCAAACAUAGAAGUAGGGACUCUAGAAAAGAAUCUUGCAAGUUCAAAGACUGUGUAUACUGUUUAAAUUUGUUUCCCAUCAUCAGUCAAAAUCAAAGAAUCCAUUCAUGCCUCAGUAUACACCAGAGAAAUCAUUCUGGAGAGAAACCCCACAAAUGUAAGGCUUGUGGCAAGUGCUUUUAUCAGUUGUAUCAGGUUAAAUACCAUUACAAAACCCAUAUUGGAGAGAGGCCUUAUAAAUGCAGUGAAUGUCAUAAAUGUUUUAGCCAACUCACACACCUAAGAAGCCAUCAGACCAUUCAUACAGGAGAGAAACAUUACAAAUGUAAUGACUGUGGAAAAAACUUUAGCCGACUGACAUACUUAAGAACCCAUCAGAGAAUUCAUACUGGGGAAAAGCCUUAUAAAUGUAGUGAAUGUGAAAAAUGUUUCAUUCAGAAAGCCCAACUUACAAUACAUCAGAGAAUUCACACAGGAGAAAAACCUUACAAAUGCAGUGAAUGUGAGAAAUCCUUUACAUGUUCCUCAGGCCUUAGAAAACAUCAGAGAAUUCAUACAGGGGAAAAACCUUACAAAUGUAGUGAAUGUAAGAAAUCUUUUACCAGUGGGUCAGAUCUUAGAAGACAUCAGAAAAUUCAUACUGGAGAGAAACCUUACAAAUGCAGUGAAUGUGACAAAUGCUUUAUUCAGAAAGUCCAACUUAGAAUACAUCAUAGAAUUCAUACAGGAGAGGAACCUUACAAAUGCAGUAAAUGUGUCAAAGUCUUUACUCACCUCUCAGGUCUAAGAAAACAUCAGAAAAUUCAUAGUAUUGAAGGAAAGUUUCCAUUUGUAAAGAAUGUAGCAUGUGCUUUAUCCAAGUUCUGCCCUUAAAAACCAUUGCACGCUCCACACUAGAAAUCCAUUAUGAACAUGAGAAAUUUCUGAAAUCCUGUAAGUAAUGUUCAAAUCUUAGAAAACAUCAAGAGUUUACAUUGAGGAAAAAAUUAUUAAAAAGUGACAAUGUAUGAAAUAAUUUAUUAAAACAUUCUACUUUUUCAACCUCAAAUACUUCAUAAUGAAGGUAAUAUGGAAAAGCCUGAAGAAUAUGCUGUUUAUGUAGCAGUUUCCUGGAGACUGAAAUGUUCCUUCCUGAAGAGAAGCUGAUAAAGGCAGGAAAUAUAAUUCCAAAUGGCUUCAUGAAGUCCAUGAAACUGACAUGCUUCAAUCUUCUUAACUCCCAUGAAGAAACUCAGAUCACAUGCUAUUUAGUAGAAGCGUUGACAAACCAAACCACUAAUAUAGGAUGCCUUUUAAGCAGUAGCUAUGCCUGUACUUAUACAGUGUGCUUCAGGUGUCCAGUACUUAUAAGUUGUUUUCCAUGUUGGGUUGCAGUUUCCUGAUGGCAACUGUUUUUGAGCCCAUUCUGCUGCUUUACAUAGCCCCAAUAAAGAUCCAUUAGGUCAACAAGAUGGACUUAGGUAGCACGCAUACUCUGUUGUCAGUUCCCAAUCCAGGAAAAGUCUCUUAUACAUGUUCUGGACCUGUUAAUUGUUCUCCUAUCAUGUUUAAUAGAAAUGUAAUAUUAAAGAGAAAGCGUUUGAUCGACAAAAGUAGGGAAGAUUUUAUGUUCUUUCCUCCAGGCUUACUGCCACAGUAAUAUUUGGUCUUGUUAAAAGGGCUUAACAUAGACAGAAUGGAGAGGCUUAGGAAAGCCAACGAGUGUAAGCUACUCUUUCCUACAAGAGAGAGUGAGAGGUCUAUAGGGGGGAAAAUGAAAAUACAGUUACAAAACUGUCAGUGACAGACAUUGUCCAAAGUGGGCUGUGUCCAUGCAUGGCUGUGAACUCAUGCCUAGCAUCCAUGAUUCAGUAAAAGAGCAAUUCCCCUCAGUACACUACUGGCUGUGGACAAAUCCUGACUGCCACCAUGCUCUCCUUAUGUCCUGCGUGCCAUACAAAUUCCAUCCUAUACGCCCCAAGGAGUGAGUUGAAUUUUGUUAAAUCCUU
Messenger RNA from Mastomys coucha (southern multimammate mouse), 2755 nucleotides. RefSeq names its product zinc finger protein 501-like. Gene Ontology annotation, biological process: regulation of immune system process; negative regulation of transcription by RNA polymerase II; regulation of cytokine production. Lineage: Eukaryota; Metazoa; Chordata; Mammalia; Rodentia; Muridae. Bases 381 to 1640 code for a protein of 419 amino acids. The transcript is spliced from 6 exons. The record is from RefSeq and is a predicted model, not a curated record.